AAUCUGACCAACAUUCUUGUGCCAAAAUUGUUACAGGCCCAUGCUGUAUUGAUGUAUUGGUUCUGAGCGAGGACGGGAAGUUGCUUAUGAUGUCAUCACGGAAGUCUGGGUUUUAGGCCUUGUUUCCCAAGAAGGAUGCAUCAUGUGACUUGAUUUGCUCAAUAACACAGCAUGUGAAAUGCAUACAUCGUGCUGACAUGGUCAUAGAUGUCACAAACAUAAAACACUGAAACAUUUAGACAUGGCAACUGCUUAUAAAAGAACUUUGGAUGACACAACACCCCAAGCAUGCUUCAUCGAGGGUUUCUUUGUAAAAGAUGGACACACGGAAUUUGUUAUGAAGGUUGGAAGAGGACCAAAUCCAGAAAACAGAUGGGAGGUUCAACACAGAUAUAAUGACUUUGUUACUUUGCAUUCAAUAUUACAGGCAUCUGGUUUUGAUUUACCACUCCCACCCAAAAAAGUUUUUGGCAAUAUGGACAGUGCAUUUAUUCAAGAAAGGAGGGCAGGUUUACAGCAAUAUAUGGAUGCAAUCAUGUCUAACAGAGUUUUAGCAAAUCAUAUCUCAGUGAAGAAGUUCCUAGACCCAAGAAAUUAUUCAGAUGAAAUCGAAAAGGUCAGUCAACAGCAAGCUGCCAUGUUUUUCAGGUCAGAGCCAAACUGGGAACUUGCUGAGCCACUGCAUGAUCUUGGAUGGAGGAUAAGGAAGCAGUAUUUUGUAAUGAAAUCUAAAGACUCUUCAAAAAACAUCAAAAGGAUUUUAUCAUGGGUAGAGUAUGGUCCAGAUAUGGUGUUAGAUUUUGAAACCUCUAUCCCUGCUCUUCUUCGACAAUUAACAACAUUACAGCACCCCUUUAUAUAUCCUGUCGAAUACGCAUCAUGCACAAACAAAGGCGCCACAAUAGUUAGAAAUUUUCAUCCAGCUGGGUCGCUGAAGGAUCAUCUAUACAAGGCAAAACCGUUGACUUCCAAUGUAAAGAAAUACGGAGGGAAAGUCCGAUGUCCUCUAGAGUUCGCUGAUGUUAAAAGGUGUGGAAGGCAAAUUCUCGAGGCACUGAAGUUCCUUCAGGACAAAGGAUGGCCAUAUGGACACCUGCAUGUCGGCAAUGUUUUGGUUGAUGGGCAGUCUUGCAGACUGUUGGAUAUAGAAAACGGUCUGCUUGGUGUGCCCUCCAUCUAUCGUUCAUAUAUCUUAAGUAUGAGAAAAAUUCAGGACAUGGAAGCUUUAAAUGUUUACUGUUUUGGACACCUUCUGUAUGAAAUAACAUUUGCAGAACCACUCAACACAGCUACAUUAGACCAGUUUCCCCCGUCCUGCCCACCCCAGAUACAACCCGUUCUUCAUUCUAUCUUGAGCUCAUCAGCAGUUAAAUCAGGGCUGCCUACGAUCGCAGAACUUAUUUCAAAUCCGCUUUUCUCUGAUGUUCCUGUGGUCCUGCAGGAGAAACCUUCACUUAAGGUCAGCAAAUUGAAAGAAUCCUUAGCAGAUGCAAGGGACGCUAUCGAAAGCAGAAUUAAAGAUGACCAGAGAAAGCUGAGGCAGUUCUUAAGGCUAUCAAAGGCAAAGUCAGAAAUAAUGUCUGAAGAAGAAAAAAAGAAGCGAAAAAAGUCAGUUAAAAAGAAACAACAAUCAUUUGAUGAAACAGCGAAGCCUAGUUCUGCACAAAAUUCAUCGAAACGAAAUUCUGUCUCUUCGCCUCCACCUCCUCCUCCGCAGUCUGCCCCCGCGCCACCUCCUCAACCACCAGUCGCUCCUGCACCGUCACAACCAACUGCACCUACGUCAUCGAAAGGGCGUGGCCAAUUGCUUGACUCAAUAUCAGGAUUUAGCAAAGGAAAACUGAAAAAGGCGGAGACAAAUGACAGGAGUGCUCCAAAGGUGUGAUAAUCCAAGCAACGGUUUGAAAAUAUCAAAAAGUUUUAGAAGCGCGCGUGUGAAUCCGUACUGGAAAGUAUUCGAAGUUUUGUUGCUGAUAGCAGAAAGAUCUUGCUCCGUUUGAAAUGUUUACCCACUGCACGUAAAGAUAUGAUUAUAAGUUACGAGGAUGUUGGUCGAAUUUUCGGCUAGCUGGACAAGCAGAUGAUAGCCAUUUUGUUUCGUGUCAUGUGACAUUUUGUUUGGUACCGCAAACAACCAUAGGUCCAUCCUAUGAUUUGUAUUGGUAUUUCUUUUAAUUUUACCAGCUAUAUAUCCUUUUUGUAAAUGUUAACUGACAUUUUCUCGUUCUAAGCAUCAAAUACAAAUAGGACCUUGCUGUGGUAUGAUUAAAGCUAAUAAAUCAUUGGUAAAUUUUCCCAUAUGGCCUCUAAAAAGUUUCAUAUACUUACCAUGAUAGAUGUUCUAUUGCCCCCCCCCCCUUGUAUUUCUUCAUGUCCCUUAAAAAUGAAAUUUAGUCAAUUCAACGAAAAAUAUACAUGGAGAUGAAUACCUCAAUUUUUUCCUACUCUGGCAGUGGUUUUUAAAGACUUCGACUCCUAUCGUGUCCAAUCAACAUAAUAUGGUAUAAAAUAGGCGCCAACUAAAAAGGGGUUGAUUAUACAACUUAAUAUGAGAGGGACUUAUUAGCCACACUGCCAUAUUGAACCUCAUUUAGAGAACUUAGACAAUCGGCAGGCAGGACAAUAUCCAUAUUUCUUAUGUACUAGUUUGCAUAAAUCAAUAAAGGAAACCCUCUCUCUAAUUUAUUUUUCAUGAUCGUUGUUUUUAUCCCCGAAGAUAUAAUAACUUAGAAAAAAUUGACAAACUGGACAGCCACUUUCAACUAAAGUUUGCUCUAAUUUCCAAAAUGACUGGCUGUACCAUAUCAACAGAAAAAACGGCUAGCUUGCUGUAAUUAUGAUCAAAAUGCAAAUCGUUUUGGAGAGGCUCAUGGAAAUAUAAUUGCAUAGAUGAUGUAUUAUGUAAAUGGGUAGGGGCGUACAUUAUACUUCAGUUGUUACGACUUUCCGGUUAUUGCUGCUUAUAUUUGGACACUAUGUGUUUUCAUUUGUUGUAUCCGUUGUGCUGGUAGAGUUAUUUUCGAGAACCUUGUUCCAGUUGCUGCGAGGGAAUAAUUCCAUUUAUUUUUUCUGGAAGACUUCAUUAUCCACUUCGUCAAGUGAAAGUAGUGCGACGGAUACUGUGUACUUUCAGAUCAAGCGUUUUGAUUGCAAUUCCGUUUCAGCUUAGCCUUCAUUCAAAUAACUUAGAUAAACGAAUUAAAGAUUAGAAUAUUUGUUAAAUCCUAGCGUUAAUAGUUGAAUUAUUGAAUCAUUCACAUAUUUAACCAUACUUAGUUUUGCCUAAACAUAUUUUGCCAUUUAUUCUUUCAUCGUAGACACUCUUUUAAAAGACUUUCUGCUUUAUAUGCUUGAAAUUUUGUGAAUGUUCAGAAGUUACGUAGAGAAUUUAUGGUAUGGUCACCUGUCCCCCGUGCUCACGAUCAUUAUUUCACUUAAAAGCGUCUCAACCUAUCUUCAAAUGCAUUUUGCCCUAUAUGCCUCCAUUGAAAUUUUCCUUGUAUUUGAAUAUAAAAUUGUUUGAAAUGAAAUUUAAACUAUA
Molecule: messenger RNA, 3541 nt
Organism: Rhopilema esculentum
Lineage: Eukaryota; Metazoa; Cnidaria; Scyphozoa; Rhizostomeae; Rhizostomatidae
Product: PX domain-containing protein kinase-like protein
Biological process (GO): negative regulation of ATP-dependent activity; protein targeting to lysosome; negative regulation of monoatomic ion transport
Cellular component (GO): late endosome; plasma membrane; early endosome
Molecular function (GO): phosphatidylinositol binding; actin binding
Source: RefSeq, a predicted model, not a curated record